AGCACAGGGCAAUGCUCUGUCCCCCUUUUGAGUGUGAGAGGGAGUGUAAAAAAACGAUCAGGCAAGGAGGUGGAUGUUUCCUGGGAUUCAGUGUCUUACAUUUCAGAGACGAGUGGACAGAAAGCCUGACAGGAUGCAGAAAGCUGUGAUUCUUGUUCCACUGCUGGUCCUGGGGUGGACCUGGACCCCCCAGGGGAUCCCUGUAACCACAGAACCUUUAUACCCCACACAGGAGAACUUUAAUCUGGCCCAGUUUUUGGGAACCUGGUAUGAUGUUGCCAUGGCAAGUACAUGUCCCCAUACGCAAAGUCAAAGGAGAGAUGCAGCCAUUGGUAAACUGGUACUGCAGAGCAGCCCUACUGCAGGCAAAGUCAAGGCAACUCGAACUGUACUCAGACAAGGAACAUGUAAGGAGCUAUCUGGGGACUAUGACCUGACCGCCACACCAGGACGAUUCCUGUUCCACGUUGCAAAGUGGAACGCAGAUGUGGAUGCGUACGUGGUUCACACAAACUACAAUGAGUAUGCGAUAGUCAUAAUGAGCAAGCAGAAAUCAUCAGGGGAUAAGAGCACCUCAGUUAAGCUUUACAGUCGAACUAAGACUGUGAGAGCCACAGUGCUGGAUGACUUCAAAACACUGGUCAGAGAACAGGGAAUGGCUGAUAGCACUAUUAUCACUAAACAGGACAAAGGUGACUGUGUUCCUGGGGAGCAGGUGGCAGAGCCGACAGUUCAGCCUGAGCCUCAGCGGGUCAAGAGAAACGUGGUGCCUACUUUGAGUGUUGCAGACGUAGAGGGUUCUGGUGAUGAAUUACCUCUUUUCAAUGGAACCGAGUCCUGUAAAGCAGCACCAGAUACAGGACCAUGUUUUGGGUUACACCAGCGUUACUUCUACAACGCCUCCUCUAUGAGCUGUGAAAUCUUCAAUUAUGGAGGGUGUUUGGGCAACCAGAACAACUUUGUAAAUGAGAGAGAAUGUCUGCAGAGAUGCCGCACCGAGGCUGUGUGCCGUCUGCCCAUGGCUGCCCAACCCUGCACUGGACAUCCACCCAUCUGGGUCUUUGACGCCUCUGUUGGUCUCUGUGUGCCCUACAAAGGGGGCUUCUGCCAGACCAAUGCCAACAAGUUCUACACCAAGGCUGAGUGUGAGGAGUACUGCGGGGUGGUGAAAGACGAGCCAGAGCUCCUGAAGGGAAACUGAAAAACAUUACUGCUCACCUGAACUCAUCUGUGUGUUUAUUUUGGGGGGGCAGUGUAAAAUGUGUAAAAAUAAGUAAUGGAGUGAAAAACAUCAAAUUUCCCUCAAGGGAUCAAUAAAAGUGAUUCUUCUCCUUGUUUUCUUCUUCUGUACCCUGUAAUACCUACAUUAUACAUUCCCAGGUUGUUACACCAUACAUCACAUUAUAUGUAUGUAUCAGUACACUGUACUGUAUUCCAUAAAAUGAUGCUGUAAAUAUGAAGAAAUGAUGCUGUACAUUGUGGGAUGUAAUCUAAAGAAUUAUCACUCCUUGUCCCAACCCA
Larimichthys crocea (large yellow croaker) is the source of this 1521-nucleotide messenger RNA. It is a transcript of the gene ambp, whose product is annotated as alpha-1-microglobulin/bikunin precursor. The record is from RefSeq and is a predicted model, not a curated record. The transcript has 10 exons. Bases 74 to 1201 code for a protein of 375 amino acids. Lineage: Eukaryota; Metazoa; Chordata; Actinopteri; Sciaenidae. Gene Ontology annotation, molecular function: serine-type endopeptidase inhibitor activity.